This is a messenger RNA of Closterium sp. NIES-67, 2432 nucleotides long. NCBI's taxonomy places the organism in Eukaryota, Viridiplantae, Streptophyta, Zygnematophyceae, Desmidiales, Closteriaceae. The record is from the annotation of a GenBank genome assembly.
GCAUAGACAAGCACAGUCGUACAUCUCCCCCCAACCCCGUAUCCAAACUCUUCACCCGUUUCGACUUGACCUUUCACUCUUCGGCUCCUCCCUGGUUGUGUAACCCAGCGCCAUCUUCCCAGCUCGGAGCCAUGGCUCCGCAGUCCCAUCUGGUCCGUAGGCUUGCGUGGGGAGCGACAGGCUUCGCCCUGGCUGUAAUCGCCGUCCUUGCCACGUGUCACGCCGUCGACAACUACUACAUCCUGCGCCACCCCGCGUUCUGCGCCGAGACGUCCGAUCCGCGCUACUGCGUCGAGCAGCUCCGCGACGUGCGGCGCAAGCUCGGCGCGCUUCCCGCUCCGCAGAGCGAGCUCGCGCCGGGACUGGUGGCGAACAUCACGGCGGGAAUGCAGGUGGUGCUUGCGAGAGUAUCCGCGAUAAAGAAGAGCCGCAGUACAGUGAACAUGUCAGACGCCGUCACAACCGACUGCCUUGAUCUGACCGCGAACGCCCUGUAUCAUCUCGCCAAGGCAGCAGCGGCGCUCAAGGCGCGCACCAACGACGAGGACGUGCCGUUCUGGGUCACCGCGGCGCGGGACCAGCUCGCGACGUGUCUCGACGGCAUCUGGGAAUUCUCGCUCGACACAUACAAGUCGCACCCGGGGAAGUCGCUCAAAGCCCACGGCCACAAUCUCAAGAAAACUUUCGACACCGCCAUCGCUCUCGCGCUCCACUCCGCCCGAUCCGCGCAAAAGACUCCCCCCCGCCGCGAGACUUUAGGAGACAGCGGAGGUCCGGGGAAGCUGCCCCCGUGGGUCGAGCCGGGAAUGUACGAGCAGAUUAGGGAGCUUCAGGCGCGGAUGCAGGGGGAUCACGCGGAGGCGGAGGCGUGGGUGGAGCGCGGGCGGAAAGCGCUCGGGCUCGGCCUGGCGGACGCGGAGGAGGCGGAUGCGGCUGGCGGAGGGAUUUGGGGGAAGCUAUUCGGGCGGACGAGGCGGGGGCUGAUGGGGGAAUCCAGGCGGAAGCUUCAGCUUGCGAAAGUCAAGAAGCUGAAGCCGAAUGCGGUGGUGGGGAAGAACGAGAAGUACAAGAAGAUCUCGGACGCGUUAAAAGCAGCUCCGAAAACGGGGCUGUACGUGGUGUACAUCAAGGCGGGGACGUAUAAGGAGAAGCUCGUGGUGAACCGCGAGGGCGUGAUUUUCGUGGGAGACGGCAUGACGAAGACGAUUAUAACGGGGAAGGACAGCGUGGCUGGCGGGUUUACCACCUACAACACGGCGACAGUCAGUGUCAAGAGAAACUAUUUUCAGGCAGCGGGAAUCAAGUUUGAAAACACUGCGGGGCCUUCUGGAAACCAGGCCGUGGCGCUUAUGAUCGACGCGGAUAAAACCGUCAUUUAUGACUGCUCCGCUACUGGUUACCAGGACACGCUCUACACCCACUCCGGUCGGCAAUACUACCGAAACAGUUUCAUUUCGGGAUUCACGGAUUUUAUCUUCGGAAAUGCUGCGGCGGAGAUUGAGAAUUGUACGAUCGAGAUGCGCGCGGGGAAAUCCAACAUUCCGAUCACCGCGUCGGGGAGAGAGAGCGAAACGCCCACGGGGAUCGUGAUUCGAUACUCGUUUGUAACCGCGGAGAAGGGUGUUACAAACGGUUACUUGGGACGCCCUUGGAAGAAAUGUGCGCGUACGGUCUAUAUUCAGACGUACCUUCCCAAGCAAAUCAACAAGGACGGUUGGAGCACGUGGAAUGGAGACACCUACGGCAAGUGUGUGUACUAUGCUGAGAAGGACAGCGAGGGGCCGGGCGCAUACAAGCCGAGAGCGAAAUGGGUGAAGCCGGGGAUCAUCCGCGAUGGCAAGCCGUGGGCGCCGGAGCCGUUCAUCCAGCUGGGGGAGUGGUAUGACGUGAAGAAGGGGGUCAUCAGAUAUCCCUAGUAGAAAAGAAGGAAGCACUGGGGAGGGAGGGCCGGGGGCGCAUACAAGCCGAGAGCUAAAUGGGUAAAGCCGGGGAUCAUCGGCAAUGGCAAGCAAGCCGUGGGCGCCCGAGCCGUUCAUUCUACUGGGGGAGUGGUAUGACGUGAAGAAAGGGGGUCAUCCGGAAUCCCUAGUCUAGAGAUGAUGCCCAGGGGAGCAGGGAGCGGGGGCACAAGCCGAGGGCUAGCUUGGUGAAGGGGAUCAUAGGGGAUGGAAGCUGUGGGCGCCGGAGCCUUUCAUUCAGCUAUACGGGAGUGGCAGAACGAGAAGAAAAGGGGGUCUCAGAAGAAAGGAUAAGCCGCUCGAGAGCUGGAGAGCAAUGGGGGGGGUAUGCAUUAAUAAAGGCAAGGCUGGACAUACGUAUCACAGCCUAGAGCUCUCUGCCAAGAAUAAAGUUGCAUGUGUGUUGGCCACAUCACAGUGAACGGCCUUUCAUUGUGUUCUGUGCCAAUCUCCUUUUUGUCUCAAUAUUGGGUA